CAAAAAAGGGAAUCCGCUUCGUGGCCACUCGCUCCGUCGUCACCGCCCCCAAUAUACAUAUAUCCCCUCUUCUUUCUCUCUAUCGUUUCCGUACAAUCUCCCUCCAAAUCUCUUAAAUCUUUCACUCUCUCUCUCUCGCUCGCUGCAAUCUAGGGUUUAAGUUUACCCCUCUAAUGGCCUCGUACAUUGCGACCCUCUCAAAACCCUAAUAUCAAUUUUCCAACCCAUUCUAUUAGAAAAUUGUUUGGUGGAAAAUGGACGGAGCGAAUAACGAAGGAGAUGUGUCGGGAUCGAGCGGCGGCGGGGGAGCUCAGCCCAUGCCGGCGCCUGCGCCGAUGCCGAGCGCGAACGCGCCGCCGCCGUUCCUGAGCAAGACGUACGACAUGGUGGACGACCCGGCGACCGACCCGAUAGUUUCGUGGAGCGCCACCAACAACAGCUUCGUGGUGUGGAACCCGCCCGAGUUUGCCCGGGACCUCCUGCCCAAGUACUUCAAGCACAACAACUUCUCCAGCUUCGUCAGGCAGCUCAACACCUACGGUUUCAGAAAGGUUGAUCCAGACCGCUGGGAAUUUGCAAAUGAGGGCUUCUUGAGGGGCCAAAAACACCUCCUUAAGAGUAUUAGUCGGCGAAAACCUGCCCAUGGGCAUAGUCAUCAACAGCCACAGCAAUCACAUGGGCAGAGUUCAUCAGUGGGUGCCUGUGUAGAGGUUGGGAAGUUUGGGCUGGAGGAAGAGGUUGAGAGGCUUAAAAGGGAUAAGAAUGUGCUUAUGCAGGAACUUGUCAGGUUGAGGCAGCAGCAACAGACUACUGAUAAUCAGCUGCAAACCAUGGUGCAGCGUCUUCAGGGGAUGGAGCAGAGGCAGCAACAGAUGAUGUCAUUCCUGGCAAAGGCCGUGCAGAGUCCUGGCUUCUUGGCUCACUUUGUGCAGCAGCAAAAUGAGAGCAACAAGCGAAUAACUGAAGCCAACAAAAAGCGAAGGCUCAAGCAAGAAGGUAUUUCUGAGAGCGAACACUCUGCUGCACCUGACGGACAGAUUGUUAAGUACCAGCCACCAAUGAAUGAGGCGGCAAAGGCAAAGGCAAUGCUUAGGCAGAUUAUGAAAAUGGAUGCUUCCUCCAGGCUGGAAUCUUAUAAUGACAAAGAUAGUUUACUGAUUGCUGACAAUUCAUCAUCUUCGAAUGCAAUGGACAAUGGGAGCUCUCCAAGCCGUAUGUCAGGAGUGACUCUGCAAGAGGUCCCACCAACUUCAGGGCAUAGACCCUCAGCUGCAAUUUCCGAAAUUCAAUCUUCCCCUCGUGCUGCAACUUCUGAUAAAGUUACAACAAUUCCUUUCCCUGAUAUGAGUGUGCUGGUUGGAGCAGAAGAUGCAUCUUCCAUUUCUAUGCCUCAGGCAGAUGUAAUCAUGCCUGAGCUUUCUCAAAUACCUGAAAUGAUGUCCGAAAGUGUUGCUAUUCCCGAGGAAAAUUACAUGGGACCUGAAACAGGCAAUGGUGGAUUUUUAGACCCCACUUCAUUGGAAGUUAAUGGGUCUAUUCCCUUAGAAAUUGAUAUGUCCUCUGAUACUGAUAUUGAUGCCUUACUAGGUUUUAAUGUUUGGGAGGACUUUCUUGUGGAAAGUCCAGCACCAGAGGAGAUUGAAUCAAAUUAUGCUGACGGUAUGCCCAAGGGAAACGAUAUGCAGCCAAAGAACGGAUGGGACAAUGCUCAGCAUAUGGACAAGCUUACAGAACAAAUGGGCUAUCUUAGAUCAGAUAUCAAUGAGGUUUGAUAUUGUUUACUGAAUGUACAUUUUGUUUCACUCAUCUCCUAGGGUCAUACUAGUGAUCUUUACAAUCGCAUGCUCCUCUUGUUUUGGUCGUUGGAAGACCAGCUAAUACCUUGUGUACCUGUUCAGCCUAGCUUUGUUUUGCAUAUAUGGGAACCCUAGUUACAGUUUUCUUUAUUUAUUUAUUUUUAAUUAUGAUUUCCUCUACGUCAUGUUGGUAGUAACACGAAUGAACUCAACAGAGCAAGGUGGUUUUAGAGGCUAUAGCUUUGGCUUUAUGUUCCUUUUGUACAGGUCGAUGUCCUGCCCUAGGUAGACAUGGCCGUUGUCUGAAGGAACGACUUGUAAUGGAUGCUUUGGCCUAAAAUUUCAGUCAUGUAGUACCCUUUCAAAUAUUUCACUGGAUUACAGUAACCUUCUGUAAAUA
Corylus avellana is the source of this 2196-nucleotide messenger RNA. RefSeq names its product heat shock factor protein HSF8. NCBI's taxonomy places the organism in Eukaryota, Viridiplantae, Streptophyta, Magnoliopsida, Fagales, Betulaceae. Gene Ontology annotation, molecular function: RNA polymerase II cis-regulatory region sequence-specific DNA binding; DNA-binding transcription factor activity. The record is from RefSeq and is a predicted model, not a curated record. Gene Ontology annotation, biological process: cellular response to heat; regulation of transcription by RNA polymerase II. Gene Ontology annotation, cellular component: nucleus.